Messenger RNA from Prorocentrum cordatum, 1269 nucleotides. The record is from the annotation of a GenBank genome assembly. NCBI's taxonomy places the organism in Eukaryota, Dinophyceae, Prorocentrales, Prorocentraceae.
GCGACGAGGGCCGCGGAGGCCGCCUGCAUGGCCAUCGACAAGUUCCAGAACGUGCCCGAGAGGUACCUCCUCGAGCAAGCCGUGGACGCCUGGAGGAAGUUCGGGGCGCCCGCCCCGCGCCAGCCGCUGGUGCCCGCGGGGCCCGCCGAGGCCGAGGCCGAGCAGCCGGCUGCCGCAGCGGAGCAGGCCGAGGCCCAGAAGAAAGCGGACGAGGAUGCGGCCGCUGCCCCAUCGGAGCAGGUUGAGAAGGAUAAGAAGGUUGACGAGGAUGCGGCCGUGGCCGCAGCGGACCAGGCUGAGGGGGAUAAGAAGGCCGACGAGGGCGCGGCCGCGGCCGCAGCGGGCCAGGCCGAGAAGGAUGAGAAAGCUGUCGAGGAUGUGUCGGCUGCGGCAGGGGAUCAGGCUGAGAAGGAUGAGGAAACAAUCGAGGAUGCGGCGGCUGCGGCAUUGGGGCAGGCUGAGAAGGAUGAGAAUGCCGGCGAGGAUGUGGCGGCCGCGGCAGUAGAGCAGGCUGAGUGGGAUUCGCAUGCCGGCGGGGAUGCGGCGGCGGCCGCGGCGAUGAAGGCCGAGGCUGAGGAGGGUGAGAAAGUCGCAGAGAAUUCGGCGGUCGCGGAGCAGGCUGAGAUGGAUGUGAAAGCCGGCGAGGAUGCGGCGGCUGCCGCGAAGGGGCAGGUUGAGAAGGGCCAAGUUGCCGAGGAUGCGGCCGCGGCCGCGGCGAUGCAGGCUGAGAAGGGCGCGAAGGCCGCCGAGGAUGUUGCCGCGGCCGCGGCGAUGCAGGCUAAGAAGGACAAGAAGGCAGCCGAGGAUGCUGUCGCGGCUGCGGUCGAGCACAGUUCAGCAUGUCAACGCGAGUUGCUCGUUCAUGCAAGUCCGCCAGGCUGCCUGUUUUCAGAUAUUUUUGGUUUCUUAUCGACGUCAGCGUUGAGCCGCCUACAGGAGCUCGAUGCGUCUGGUAAGGUAUCGCUGACUAAGCUGGACUCGUUCUGGACGGGCAGGGCUCGGUCGGUAACAAAGGGGCACUGCCACUGCCUAGUGCAUGGCGUGAGCUGCAAGUUUGAGGAAGGGGAGAUCUGCGUGGCAGGUAUGCCGCGCUGGGAUUUCGCACCGCUCGGCGCGCGCGGCGGCGCCGAGGGCAAGACGAAAUCACUGUUCAUCGCUUGGGUUGCUUUGAUGCGUCUAGUCGUGCCCAUGUUCAUCAUUCACGAGAACAGCCACCUCUUUGACGUGUCGUUCCUGAAACAUGCGUUCGGAUAUGCCUGCGUGGGCAUG